AUGGAGUUGCCACUAUCUCGAAGCACGGUCACUGUGCGGAUCAUUGACACGACAAGUCGUAUUAUUGUCCCAAAUGAUUUCACUGAAUCCACCAUCAAGGGCGCAGAAUUCCUCGACUGCCCUGCAUUCUCUUUCCUGAUCGAACAUCCCAGUGGACGCCGACUGCUGUUCGACCUCGGCUUGAGACCAGAUUACCAGAACCUGCCUCCUAUUAUCCAGAAAUAUUUCAGUGAGAACGACGCGAAGGUUUCAGUUGAGAAAGGAGUCAGCCAGUUGCUGGCAGAGGAUGGGGUUGACCCCAGUUCGAUAGAGGGAAUCAUCUGGAGCCACUGGCACUACGAUCAUGUUGGAGACCCGUCCACUUUCCCAUCGAAUACCGCAUUGAUUGUGGGACCAGGAUUUCGCGAAACCUUUGUUCCAGGCUAUCCAUCGAAUCCCGGAUCGCCUAUCUUGGAAUCGGACUAUACUGGGAGAGAACUCAAGGAGGUCGACUUUGCCAAUGAUGAGAACAGGACGACAGUGGGAAAUUUUAAUGCCAUCGACUAUUUCGGUGAUAGGAGCUUCUAUAUCUUGGAUGCACCAGGUCAUACCAUCGGACAUCUCUGUGCCCUAGCCCGGACAACCGCGGACCCAGAGUCCUUCAUCCUAAUGGGGGCUGAUGCUUGCCACCAUUCCGCCGAAAUGCGACCCUCUAGAUGGCUCCCACUGCCCUCGAAGAUAAGCCCGCAUCCAUUGGAACCAGAUUCUCCUGGGCCUUGCCCUGGCUCCAUCUUUGAACAUAUGCUUCGAAAUGGUGAUAGCAAAAUCCCCAUAUAUGGGCAAAAACGGCCUGGCAUGAUAUUUUCUAAUCCUGAUAUUGCUGAAGAGACCAUUGAGAAGCUGCAGGAGGCUGAUGCUAAGGGAAACAUCUUCGUGGUUAUCGCACAUGAUUCCCAUCUGAAAGGAACUGUGGAUUUCUUCCCAAAAUAUGCCAAUGACUUUUUACGCCAGGGCUGGGACGUCAAGACAAAGUGGAAGUUCCUUUCAGACUUCAAGCAAGCUCUGCUUGGGGAGGAGACACACUCUCCAUAA
Messenger RNA from Penicillium cataractarum, 1071 nucleotides. RefSeq names its product MBL fold metallo-hydrolase. The transcript has a single exon. The coding region runs from base 1 to 1071 and encodes 356 amino acids. The record is from RefSeq and is a predicted model, not a curated record. NCBI's taxonomy places the organism in Eukaryota, Fungi, Ascomycota, Eurotiomycetes, Eurotiales, Aspergillaceae.